This is a messenger RNA of Pedinophyceae sp. YPF-701, 1005 nucleotides long. The record is from the annotation of a GenBank genome assembly. Lineage: Eukaryota; Viridiplantae; Chlorophyta; Pedinophyceae.
AUGCGGGCGUACCUGCUCUCGCACGCGACGGACGCGCCGGAGACGCCUGAGCCGGACGCGGGAGGGGACGAGUCCUGGUGGGACCGCGCCGAGGAGGACCCAGAUGUGCAGCACGCGUGCUACUACGGCCUCGCGGCGGCUUACGCGCUGAUGGGCGCGCUAGCGCUCAUUCAGCUUCUCAGAAUCCAAAGGCGCGUCCCGGAGUACGGGUGGACGACGCAGAAGGUCUUCUUCUUGCUCAACGGCGUCGUGGGGACGCUGCGCGCCUUCGGGAUGGGGUUCCGGAUACAGAUAGCGCAGAUGGGCAACGCGGCGGAGCGCGGACUGCUGCUCGACCUUCCAGGUCUCAUCUUCUUCUCGACGUACACGCUCCUGGUGUUGUUCUGGGCGGAGAUCUACCACCAGGCGCGCUCGCUCCCGACGACGCACCUCAAGCCCGCGUUCGUCGCGGCCAACACCGUCGCGUACGUCAUCCAGGCCGGCAUCUGGGCCUUCAUGUUCACCGCCGAGCGGCCCGAGGAGGAGGCCGUCACCGCGCUGUGCAGCGCAUGGUUCAUCGCGGCGCUCUCCGUCAUCGCGGGCUCGGCCUUCCUCCUCUACGGCGUCCGGCUCUGGCUCAUGCUCCACCGCUUCCCCGUCGAGUCCCGCGGCCGGAGCAAGAAGCUGCGCGAGGUCGGCCUGGUCACCUGCAUCUGCACCGUCUGCUUCACCGCGCGCGCGGUGAUCGUCGCCGCGCAGAGCCUGCAGCGCGACGGAGCCUCCGCGCUCGACGUCGUCGCGCACCCGCUCUUCAACACGAUGUACUACGCGCUGUCGGAGCUGCUCCCGGCGUCGCUCGUCCUGUUCAUCCUGCGCAAGCUGCCCCCGCGGCGACCCGCGGGCUACCAGCCCGUGCGGCCGGGGCCGGACGACAGCUCCCGGACGCAGUCCGCGGCGCCCUCGCCGGCGCGGCCGCAGGGACAGCCCGCGCAGCAGCAGCCCCAGGCGCAGCAGCAGCGGAGCUGA